AUGGAGUUGGCGAUGCAGCAGGACCCUUCUCAGCUUCAAAAUCAACAGCAGCGAUCCGGAGCGCAGUCUCAACCGCCAGUAGUGGUGGCGGAGAGGCUGAAUUCGGCGGUGCAGCAGCAGCUGAAUUUGGAGUCUGUCAAGAUCCGAGCUAUCAGUCUCUACAAAGCCAUCUCUCGCAUCCUCGAAGACUUUGACGCCUACGCUCGCACCAACACCACUCCUAAAUGGCAAGAUAUUUUGGGCCAAUAUUCAAUGGUGAACCUUGAACUUUUCAACAUUGUGGAUGAGAUUAAGAAGGUCUCCAAGGCUUUUGUUGUACAUCCGAAGAAUGUUAAUGCAGAAAAUGCUACAAUACUACCUGUUAUGUUGUCCUCAAAAUUACUACCAGAGAUGGAAAUGGAGGAUAAUGUAAAGAGAGAGCAGUUGCUUCAGGGAAUGCAGAACCUGGAAGUAUCUGCACAGAUUGAGAAGUUAAAGACUAGAAUAGAUAUGAUUGCUGCAGCUUGCGAAAGUGCUGAAAAAGUCUUAGCUGAUACUCGCAAAGCCUAUCAAUUUGGUACACGUCAAGGUCCAACAAUCAUUCCGACAUUAGACAAGGGGCAGGCUGCAAAAAUUCAUGAACAGGAGAACCUUCUUAGAGCUGCUGUAAAUUCUGGUGAAGGCCUAAGAAUACCUGUAGACCAGAGGCAGAUUACAUCAACACUUCCAGUUCAUCUGGCUGAUAUGGUUCCUGUUAAUGAUAGUGUCGGCGUACAUGGUUUUCCUGAUUCUGGUGGAAUGUAUAUGAAAAGUACUCCUCCUAUGUCAUCCAAUAACAUCGGCAAUCAGGGGCCUUUGCUGCAGCAUGCUUCCGGUACCCCACUUAUGGCAAGAUCAGCUGCAUCUCCCUCCACUGCUACAAGUGCUACAUCCUUUGAUAACACAACGACUUCCCCUCUGCCAUAUUCUAACUCCCCCAGGUCUGGUACAAACAUGAUGAAUACUCCUUCUCCUCAACAACAAAGUCAACAGCAGCAUCAGCAACAACAGUUGCAGCAGCAAAGACAAAAAAUAAUGCAGUUACCUCAGCAUCAGCAGCAACUCAUUGCCCAGCAAUUGAGGCAUUCUUCUAUGCAGGGCCUCGGGCAGAUGCAAUUUUCUCAGCCAAUGGGGCACCAGCAAUUCCAGAGCAGGCAGCUGGCUGCUGGUCAUGUUCAGCAUGGAAUGGGUCAGAGCCAACUUGGUCAAGGGAAUCAGUUAAAUCGUCAUAUGACUCAGUUUGCUGGCACUGCUAAUACUGCAUUGUUCAAUGCUGCUCAAGGAGCACCGAGUACCCAGAUGAUUCCAAAUAUAUCAGCUACAAUGUCAUCGCAGCCGCUUAUGCCACGUAUGCAGUUUGGACUUGCUGGCACUAAUGCUCAGAGGCAUGCAUCUCAAAUUCUGAAUGAUCAAAUGUACAAUAUAGGUGUUUCAAAUCCCGGUAGCAUGAUGCCCAUACAGCCACAGCAGCAGCAGCAACAGCAACAGCAGCAGCAACAACAGCAGCAACAGCUUGGUUCACAAGGAGCUUUCGGUAAUAUGGCACCUACUGCUCAGAAUUUACAGCCUAAUAUGGUAGGUCUUCAAAAUGUCACUCAGAAUCACUCCAAUUUCACCCAACGACAGCAAAAUCAGCAGCAGUAG
Molecule: messenger RNA, 1662 nt
Organism: Linum trigynum
Lineage: Eukaryota; Viridiplantae; Streptophyta; Magnoliopsida; Malpighiales; Linaceae
Source: the annotation of a GenBank genome assembly